GUGGAGAAUAUCAGAUAACAAAAACUCAAUUUCCACCACAGAAUGCAUCUGGAUUAGAUUUGUUAUUGAUUACAGUUGAUGCAUCAUGGGAAGAGCUGCCCCCAGAUCAGUUUGCACCUCAUAGUUUUACUGUUUGUAACUUUAAAAGAGAAAUCCCUAUGACUUUCACCAACUAUUACUAAAAUGGCUACAAACCAAAACACAGUGUGUGUAUUGAUCUGGACUGGACGUGGACAGAGUGUGAAAUUACUUUGAAAACUGCUUGGGGAAAAUCCAACUUCAAAUCCAUUACAUGGACGAAGCAGCAAUGUUUAAUAAAAAAUAAAGGUGUUAAGAUUCAACCAACUAAGGUCACUGUAAUCAAUCCUCAAGGAGAGAGAAUCCAAAUGUGUAAAAAUUCAAGAGACUUCUUGUUGGGUUCAUUGUGUCCCUACCGACAUGAAACAUAAAAGACAAGAAAAAGAGUAAAAAUGUAUUUCUGUCUUUUCUGACAGAUUGAACUUUUUUAUGUAACACUGAUUAUCCAACCUGGGUUCAUUACUAGUCAUGUAGGAGAGCAGAAGAUUGAGCUGCGCAAUAACAGGUGUCACAGAUGGACAAUUCACAGAUAUUCCAGUUUUAUUAAUAUUUCUCACGAUGUUCACCUUAAUCCAAACUAUUGAUUUGAAACUCUUCUCAAAUCCAAUUUUUUAUACACAUUUUUGUAGCUAGUCAAUUUUAUUAAAAUUGACCACCCCGCAAUUUAGCGGGGUGGUAGUGUGAGUGACAUAGAGAAUCACAAUGGCUGACAUAGAAUUCAAUUUAAAUUACUAAUAUGCCUUGAAGAUACCUUUACCCAAACGCACGUCGACAGACAGGAGGUGAUUGAAGAGUGGUUAAUUCUAUUAAUAAAGAAGCCAUCUGAGUACAGGGCGGUUUCUCAGCUGCAGUGCAGUGGCAGGAUUUUGUCCUGAUCAAGAAUUUAGCCUGUGACCCGACAAACCAGGGUCACAUCAAUCACUCAAAUCGCAAAGAAAAACAACAAAAGUCAAUACAUCGAUGAAUAAUUGAUUUUUAUCCAUCCCUGCCCAUUCAUGAAAACCUGCAGUAACUGUGACCAUUUUAAGAGGGGGCCCUCUAGUGACUGUGUUUUCAACUGCACAUUUGAGACACUUUUUAAAAAGAAUUUUACUCCUUAAUUCGUGGCAAAUGGUGUCAAUAAUUCCAAUGGUCAAUAUACAGGGUUCAUUCGACCUAAUCAUGUGUCAACUCCAUACAGUUACACCUUGGUUACACGUAUAUUCUGAUACAGUCUACACAAAAAUUAUUAAUGUAAACUAUAGAUAGGGACAAAUCAGGUUCUUGCAAUACUUCUCUGAGCAGUGUUACCAGUUCCCGUGCUGCAAAACUGCCUCUUGUUGGGUGCCACUCAAUGAUUAUUAUUAUUUACUAAAUACUGUUUACCAUUUUACCUGGUAAUUAAGAAACACGGCCAAAUAUGAAAUUACACUCCGCGCCAAACGAUGGCGGUAAAACAAAGCGACAACAAAGCAGAGGGCAAAGAAGAAGGAUGAGUUGAAGCUUUUGAACUUCAUUUCCCAUAAUUACCAUUUCCGUAGCCGAUUGGUUUGAAUACAGAGAAGUAAAAGUAACCUGAACAUGCCACAUUUCGCUGAUUAGCUGGUAAAACUAGCUGCUGUGGCAGAGUUUUGGAGUAAGAUAAAGCCGGAAAUGAAAGGUGUAUGUCCCAGUCAUCACUAGUAGCCAUGGAGAGUGUAGGAGCACAAAGGGCGACUGCGACCUGGGAGAAUGGCUCUCUGGCUCCUCUGGAUCACCUUCGAUCUGAAAGGGCAGACAGUCCAACUCCAGGUCUGGUGGAAGGAACUGAACCUGGUGCCGGUCAGCAGAGUGCCAUGUUCGUCCAUUCUCAGUCAUUUGAGGAUCUAACUGCUGAUGCUGAAGAUAAAACUGAAAGCAAGAAUUCAGAGGAAGAAUGUGAAGGAAAGCUUGAUGAGCUGGUGGAGGAGGAGGCCAUAGAAGAGCAGUGCAACAACAUGUCAUUGGAGAGCAGGUCCAGGGAAGAGGAUGUGUCCAGUGAGGCUUGGAGAAGUCACAAAAAGCAUGUGUUUGUGCUGAGUGAGGCUGGAAAGCCCAUCUACACUCGCUACGGCACGGAGGAGGCCCUGUCCAGCACCAUGGGGGUGAUGAUGGCCCUGGUAUCGUUUGUAGAAGCUAAGAAGAACAUCAUUCGCUCUAUUCAUGCAGAUGGUUGCAAAGUGGUUUUCCUGACCCGGAGUCCUCUUGUCCUGGUGGGCGUGUCUCGAACUUGGCAGUCCGAUAAAGAGCUGCUGCGUGAGCUCCAGUACAUCUAUUACCAGAUCGUCAGCCUUCUCACACUCACUCAGCUCAACCACAUCUUCCAGCACAAGCAGAACUACGACCUACGGCGCCUACUUGCUGGCUCAGAGUAUCUUACCGACAACCUGCUGCACCGACUGGACCGAGACCCUGGAUUGUUGCUCAGCGCCGUCACAUGUCUGCCUCUGCCCAGCUCAGCCAGAGACGUGGUGUCUUCCAGCCUGCAGGCUGCCAAAUCAAAAAACUUGGUGUUCUCUAUCCUUUUGGCAGGUGAUCGUCUGGUUACCCUGGUGAGAAAAAAGGAUCAGUUUUUGCACCACAUAGACUUGCACCUUGUUUUUAACCUCGUUGGCUCCUCCUCAUCCUUCCGAGAGGGUGAAGGAUGGACGCCAAUCUGCCUGCCAAAGUUUAACACUGCAGGAUUUUUCCAUGCUCACAUUUCAUACCUGGAGCCAACCUCCGAGCUCUGCCUCAUCCUCAUCUCAACAGACAGAGAGGACUUUUUUAACAUGUCUGACUGCAAGCAGCGGAUUCUGGAGAGACUGAGUAAGCGCAGUGCCUAUCAGACCAUGAAGGAGGCGCUACAAUGUCCCAGUUACUCUGUGGUACAGGUUGGCAUCCCUGAGCUACGGCACUUCCUGUACAAAUCAAAGAGCUCAGGUCUCUACACCAGUCCUCAGUUUCCUGAGGUGUACCAGUCUGACCAAGAACAGGAAAGACUGAUGGGUUUGUACCAGGACCUUCACAGCUUUCUGCACCAUCCAUCCAGGCCACUUCGUUCCUUCUACCGCUGUGGUGAAACUGAGAAUUUGCUAGCACAGGUGACAAGUGGCUUUGAGCUUUACCUCUGCUUCAGUCCUCUGGGGACCAAGGCACUGGCUGACUCUGCUGUCAUCAAACUACUGAAGUGGAUCAGGAAGGAAGAGGAUCGACUCUUCAUCCUGAAUCCUCUCACGUACUGAUCUGCUGCCAUCCACUAACUAGUUAUACUAGUUGGUAUUAAUCUUAACUCAACAAGCUAAAACAAUGAUCAGAAUGGAGUGUAUUUUUAACAAAAACUGGAAGUUGUGCCAUGAUCAUUAUUAUGAUUUAAUAGAACAUAAGUCUCAAACAUUACUGUUUUUUUUUUCACAUGAUGACAAUUACUGUACGAACCUGCAAAGUCUCUGUACAUUUUAAUACCCUUGUUCCUGAGCAGUGACAACAAGGUAUUCCUUUGUCUAUUCUUCCUUUAACACUAUGCACUUUCUAAAUGCCAGAAGCACUCAGAAGAUAUUUUAACCUGUAAUUUGUUUUCUCAUGUCAUGUUUUGGUGAUUAUUUCUCCAUGUUUUAAGAAGAAGGGCUCUCACUCUGUUAAAUAAGAUGAUCAGCUCAUUUUCACUUGCCAAUUUUCAGAUGCUUAAAAUAUGUAAAUUUGUGGUGUCAUAUGUCUCCCUAAAACAGAACUUUUGUGUCAAUAUCAGUCAUGAGCACAUUGUAGAACGUUUCAUCCCAAGAUGUGCUACAGUUCAAAUAUGUUUUAUUUUUGCCAAUCCAGGGGGACUAGGAUGAUUGUAAGGCUUUCUUGCCAAAUGCAAAAAGAGAUGUUUCACAUUUGCAGCUUAUGCAGUCACACAUGGCAAGCAGCACAAUUCUUCCACUAUGAACAGAACUUCAGACAUCAAGGGGCAGAUAAAAUGCUACAUUUGAUUUACCUCUAAAGUUAGCAGGGAGUCCUGAAAUUUUGUCAUAUCUGUCCCAUACAACUGUACAGUGUCCUGUACAAUCCAUGGUCUUUCCAUAUUGACCUACAAAAAAAAAAAAAAAAAACAUUACUGGAUUUGUUUCAUGGGACUUGGGCCAACUACCAAACAAGUACAUUCCAAUGCAUCAUUUAUGACUAAUUAAAAAGAAACAAAUAGCGAGACCUUCAAGAUGUCCAGAGUUGAGUUUUUGUGAAAAUGUAUAUAACUAGUAAGACCAACAGCAAAACAACAUACAAGCUUCUGCUGAAAUAGUUUGUUGAAGUAAGUGAGCAGUAUGUGGCAUUAAAUGUCAGUGAGCAGCACCAUUCAACUAAGGGCAUAUUUUGGAGUUUAGAAGUACUUAAAAAAUGAUUUUUUAAAUUUGUUAUUGACAGUUUUCUCUCCAUACUUAUUAACAGUCAAACAACAAUUGUCUUAUUUUCCAGUGAACUAUAUUUCAAGCCUAAAUCUUAAUUUUUACUUGUUUCUAUAGUCAAAACUUUUUCUCUGAAUUAAGUCCUAACUAUAGCACUGCAGGAAUCUUGGAAGUUCACUGCUGCUGCAACAGUUGUGCCUGAAUGCCUUUAAAAACAUCAUACAAUAAACAUAUUCAUCUUUGUCAAGAACAUUAAACACAACAAAUGUUAUUUGUUUGAUUAAAUAGACUGGGGAUUA
Molecule: messenger RNA, 4738 nt
Organism: Cynoglossus semilaevis (tongue sole)
Lineage: Eukaryota; Metazoa; Chordata; Actinopteri; Pleuronectiformes; Cynoglossidae
Gene: mon1a
Product: MON1 secretory trafficking family member A
Exons: 6
Coding region: 1722-3299 (525 amino acids)
Biological process (GO): vesicle-mediated transport; protein targeting to vacuole
Cellular component (GO): Mon1-Ccz1 complex
Source: RefSeq, a predicted model, not a curated record